CAUAGCGGCAUCGGCAUGUGCAAAUUUGUUUGCACAGCCAAAAUCUGAGAUACUCUCUCUCUCCGUGGGCUGCUGGAUCUCCUCUUCUCCCUCCAUGCCUCAACGCAUUUUCCCGAGAAAAUAAGGCCUCUUUCAACAAAUUUCCCGAGAAAAUAUGUCGGACGCUUUGAUCAACGGGCUGGCGGGAGCCGGUGGGGGGAUCAUAGCACAGCUCAUCACCUAUCCUCUUCAAACCGUGAAUACGCGUCAACAAACAGAGCGUGAUCUGAAGAAGGAGAAGAGGAAGCAUGGAACCAUUAAACAAAUGUGUCAGGUGGUAAAACAAGAGGGAUGGGGACGAUUGUACGGAGGGUUAGCACCGUCACUAGCGGGCACAGCUGCGUCUCAGGGUGUUUACUAUUAUUUCUAUCAAAUAUUCAGGAACAAGGCUGAAGCUGCUUCGCUUGAACGUAUGAAAAUAGGGAUUGGUGAUGGAUCGGUUGGAAUGUUGUCAUCACUUCUGGUGGCUGCUUUAUCAGGGUGUCUGAAUGUGCUUUUGACAAACCCUAUAUGGGUAGUUGUUACACGAAUGCAGACACAUUCAAAAAUCUCAAAGAAGUCCCACCCUGGUCAGACACUGUCCGUAACUCCAGAUGAAACAAUUCCUGCUGCAAGUGAGCUUCCUCCCUAUGGAACUAGUCAUGCGAUUCAAGAAGUCUUUGAUGAAGCUGGAGUUCGGGGUUUCUGGAAAGGUGUAUUCCCGACAUUGAUCAUGGUUAGCAAUCCUUCCAUGCAGUUCAUGCUGUACGAAACUAUGUUGAAGAGGCUGAAGAAAAAACGUGCCUUAAGUAAGAAGGGCAACAAUGGAGUGACUGCUUUAGAGAUAUUUCUUCUUGGUGCUUUGGCGAAACUUGGAGCUACUGUUGUGACGUAUCCUCUUUUAGUUGUUAAGUCACGACUUCAAGCAAAACAGGUUUCUACUGGAGAUAAAAGGCAUCAUUAUAAAGGAACAUUGGAUGCAAUCCUAAAGAUGAUCCGCUAUGAAGGGUUCAAUGGCUUUUACAAAGGGAUGAGUACAAAAAUUGUGCAAAGCGUCCUUGCUGCUGCUGUUCUAUUCAUGAUUAAGGAAGAACUUGUGAGGGGUGCUCGGUUAUUGCUUUCUAAGGAUGCUAUUAACGCAGUGAAAUCAAAGCCUCCAUGAUUCCUCCUCUCGAUAUUUUUUUUCCCUCUCACUAUCUUUGUGGUGUGUCAUUUGGAUAAAUGUUUAUGAGUGCAUUAUAGCAUCCAUAUCAUUAUGAUUAUGGUCCUAUUAUAUUCGUUAGACUUACUAGACGUUAGACGUUAGACUUUAGACGUUGAAAUGCCUCUGAUUUCUUCAUGCAAUAUCAUUAUCCCGUUUGUAAGAACAAAUGGAAUCAGAAAUUUAAUAAUAUAUAUUAGAGUUUGAUAUUUAUUUCUA
Corylus avellana is the source of this 1438-nucleotide messenger RNA. It is a transcript of the gene PXN, whose product is annotated as Mitochondrial substrate carrier family protein. The record is from RefSeq and is a predicted model, not a curated record. Gene Ontology annotation, biological process: nucleotide transport; transmembrane transport. NCBI's taxonomy places the organism in Eukaryota, Viridiplantae, Streptophyta, Magnoliopsida, Fagales, Betulaceae.